Molecule: messenger RNA, 1770 nt
Organism: Mycosarcoma maydis (corn smut)
Lineage: Eukaryota; Fungi; Basidiomycota; Ustilaginomycetes; Ustilaginales
Exons: 1
Coding region: 1-1770 (589 amino acids)
Source: RefSeq, a predicted model, not a curated record
AUGUAUCUAUCAACAGUGCCUUGCUUGCCGAUCGAGAUCGUCGAAGUCAUCCUUCGACUGUCGCUGCGAAUCAAUGGCUCUUCGGAGGACGAUGGUCAUCCUCAGACGCUUUCCCGAGACAACUCGUCUGCGCUGACUCCAUCACAGAAACCUGGAUUACCCAUCCACAUUCGGCACGCUGCAGCCAUCAGUUUACUGUCAAGGCGGUACUGUCAUCUCUUCCAACCAUAUCUCUAUCGACAUGUGACUUUUUCGAACAUUUUCAGCCUUCGAUUGUUCGCUCGCACCUUGUCAUCACGUCCCGAUCUUAGCACGCAAGUUCGAUCGCUUGUCGUCCUCACAGAUACGCAGGAGGAUCUGUCAGUUUCGGAUGCGCCAGAUCAGAGUUCCUGCAGCGCCACCAUGCUGCAGUCGGCCGCGAGUGAAAUCUUGUCGGCUUGUCCGAAUCUGACGCACCUACUUCUGAAUUGUCACCAGGUAGACUAUCUUUCCGCAGCACUCUACAACUUGCUGCGCCCGAAAGAAGUCAGUCUGGUCAAUGUGCUGAAAGAGGAUGACUUGAACGGCAUCUUGACGCGACACCGCGAUCUUACCGCCGCCGCUUUGCAGAACGAUCCGCGCAUCCGGUCCAUCUUGUUUUCCAGUAUUGCAGCGCAUUCGGAACAACCGAGCUCUUCCAACGAGGCGCUUUCAUCAAUCGCGCCACAAGCUGAGCGCUCGCUCUCGCAUCUUCAUCUGGUCCAUUUCAAUGGUCGCCUGUUGCAUCGUCUGGCAACCUUGUCCUCUCUCACACACCUCGUUCUCACGUAUCCCCAGGUUCCCGAAAGGCGACCAGGCGCUCCUGGCCUCUCGGUCAUUCCACGGUCGCACUUGAUGCUACUCCUUGGUUCCGGAAACAUUGCACGCAUCGUCAUCCGCGCUGAUCUAGCCACCUGCAUCCGUAUCAUGGAGGAGAUUGCGCCGAUCGAAGAUCGUAACCUCGUGUUCCGGCCCAUUCGACCUGACUCCGACGCAUUGUUCACUGGUGCGGCUCUAGAGUCGACCAGAAUAGCCCAACUGGGAGCGGAAGCGGCCGCUCUUUACGACUCCAUCGCUUUGAACAAGCUCGACCUGCUGGCAGAAUUUUACAACCGGGUGCGUCGUGACGCGCGUCGGAUCGAAUGUUCCACCACUUCCGCAACGGAUGCCGAUAGCAGUCGCGGCUCCACCGGGCGUAGCCAGGGUCGUAGCUCAGACAGCUCGUGUGCCAGCACCGGUCAAAGUGUAUCAUCGGCGUGCGCUGACAGUGAAGAUGGAGAAGCCGGGCAGCACUUGCCGCCGCAAGACGAACCUGAAUUGGAUGCUCUCUCUGAUGACUAUGAUUCUGGCGACGAGCCAGCUUUUGGCAAUGGUCCUCACUCGCACCUUGAACCUGCGCUACCGACUGUCAACACCAACGCGCCUCCACUCAACAUUCCCAUCGAAGAGCUUUUGCGAUCCGAACGCUUUGGACCAGUGGAACUCGCGCGUCAGCAAAGCACAUCUUCGCCUCCGAGCAGGGGGACAGAACAGACGAGCCAUACUCCACCACAUAUGUAUCAGGGUCAGCGUCGACGUCGACCCCGGUUUACGUCGCGACAAACACCGUUCAGCUUGCGUGUCGCGGACCUGGCUGGUGCAACGUUGGAGAAUAUCGAGCUGUGCACGCAGCUUUAUCACGCGCUUGUUGGCCAAGCAGGUCCUCGUGGUGGUGUCUCGUCGAGCGCGCUAUCAGAAAUGUCUUUCUGGUAA